Messenger RNA from Anas platyrhynchos (mallard), 3213 nucleotides. Lineage: Eukaryota; Metazoa; Chordata; Aves; Anseriformes; Anatidae. The record is from RefSeq and is a predicted model, not a curated record.
GUGGGACCUUGUUUUUCUAGAAUUACAAACUGAUCUCGCUGUCAUGCUGGCGGCGUGCAGGCUCUCAGAGGGCUCCCAGAGACCCGCUUUUAAGCCAUUUCUGAAGGGAAGUGUUUAUUUAGACUGAGAUUUAGCUCUCACCCACACAAGGAUGUCUCUGCCAGUCACUUCCCGUUCAUUUCUACUGCUUCAUCUCCAGCGGAGGUGGAUGGGGUAUGUUAUACAGAGCACAUACCCCAGCAGCUGCACGUGGCCCUGCAACAAAGAGGAACAAGGCAUGACAGAGGACAGCUCCAUCUCGCUCACCUUGCACAGCUUACAGCUGCCUUUUUCCAAUACCUGGAAGUAUGGGAUCUUGGCAAUAGCCAUCCUUUUGCUCCUGGUGGCCCUGACCAUCUUAGCUUGCCAGGUGUGUCAGCUCCAGAAACGCCACAGGGCUAGGAAAAAGAAGAAAUACCACAGUGAAGACAGGGUGAGGAUAAGGGCAGGGAACGGCUUUUGGGGGAAGAAGAUGCCACCUCUCCUGCUUGACACCUCUAAGCCGAGCAAUGUGGAUUUCAAGAUGACGGAGUUACGAGCAGAGCCGGGCGAGCCACAUUCCUGCCCCUCCUGCAGCACCACCGAAGACCCGAGCAGUGAUGGGGGACUCCUGCCCAGCUCCCGGGGCAAACUGAAGUUCUCUCUCCUCUACCGCAGAGAGCGAUGUGAGCUGCUCGUGAGCAGCCUGGAGGCAUGGGGGCUGCCAGGCCGCGGGCACGCCAGGUCUGCUGUCCGGGUCCGACUGCUGCAGGAGGUCCCGUCCCACAUCCCUGGGCUCCAGUGCGUGGUCCAAGAGUGGAGAAGCCGGGUGGUGAAGAGCUGCAGCAGGCCAGCCUUCGGGGACCAUUUUGUCUGCUCCCUGCGGGACGCCGAGGUGGAGAAGAGCACUCUGAAGUUGGAGGUUCAACGGUUUGACAAAUACUCCAGAAACGCUGCGCUGGGGGAAGUCAGGGUUGCCCUGAGGGAGCUGAAGGCUUCCCGAAGCCUGGCUGUGUGUGCAGAGCUGCAGAAGACCACAAAGGACAUCGUGGGAGAAGUGCUCGUGUCGCUGAAGUGCCUUCCCAUCUCUCAGAGGAUAGAGGUCGGGCUGCUCAAGGCAAAGACGACCCCCCCUCGCAGCACUGCAGAUGUAUAUGCGAGGAUCGAUGUUUCCUGCAGGCACCACAGACAAAAGCACCAGAAGUCCAGGCCGCGGGCCCACACACCGCUCAUCAUUUUCAACGAGACUUUUCUGUUCCACAUGCCUGAGCCUCCCGUGUGGGACUGCACCGUGCUUGUCUCCAUUUACCAAGUGGGCUCUGACCCCAGGCACCUCAUCGGACAGGCCACGGUGGAGAAGAGCAGAGCGAGGGAAGCGUCCGACCACUGGGACCUCGUGAAGAAGUCCAUCCAGCAGCCCGUAGCUCAGUGGCACCCUCUCCUCGUUUAGAGGAGCACCGGUUCCUCAUGCUGAAGCUGGCCAAGUUGUCUUUCAUGAAGACAAAAGAGCAACGCUCAUGGCAGGCAUUAGCUAAAAGAUGGGUCAGAGCCUGGAACUGUUGAUAAGACAGAAAUAAUGAUCUCUGCUGUGUUUGGCUCCCUCCCUGCUUCGUGCUGCUGCUCCAGGCAGGGAGAAGGUUCUUCUUCUCUGCUGGUCCCGUAUCAUAUUUAAUAUAGCAGCAGGGUUUUAGCACCACCUUGGGCUGGAGGUUUGCCCCUGUGCAAGGAAAUAACGCCUGCCCUGAGGUGCUCACUGCUUUGGGUGGACAAGAGGAAAAACGGGAUGGGGAGGAGGAGUCACAGCUUAACAUUUCACCUGUCUCCCUGUCCUGGUCUGAUAAGAAGAGAACCAUUUGGCAUUUCCUACACCCCUGGCAUGUCCUUCUGACUAAUUUCCCAGGCUUUCAGGGUGGCACAUUCCCUCACAUGGAUGGCAGCAGCCAUCCUCCCUGCCUGCCUGCAGGCAGGUGUGGGUUGGAGCUCCAACUUUCCCUUUUUUACAUUUUUUUCUUAGUGACAGUCCUCAAAAAUCCUACCUCUGCUCCAGUCACAAGACACGUAAGAUGUCACCUUAUGAGAAAGCUGUUAAAUGUGUUUCUGUACACAGUGUGACCAAAAAAAAAAAUGGUAAUUUAGGUCACAACGACUUACGUGGUGUGGGAAGCAAGUGAAAUGAGGCCAACAGAAAAGAAGAGAGAGGAGGAUGCGCUGGUGCUGAUGUCCUGCAGCCACCAAGCCUUGCCCUGCUCCUCUUGUGUUUGUUUGCCUUGAAAGGUUGCAGCACAGACCUUUAGUUGUGCUGCUCUUGCAAGCAAUUACUGAAUGCACGUGGCCAGCAGGUCUGACAGGCCCAAGCAGCUACAAAUUGAGGAAGAAAAAGGUGGAUUAUAAAUAAAGAGAUACUAUUUCCAUAUGAAUAUACUCAUUAUAAAACAAAGACAUACAGGCAUGGAUACAGGUGAGCAAAUAGCUCUGCAAAUCCUACCAGGAAAACAUCACCAGAGCAAGGCACUGUCAAACAGCAGGGCCAUAUCGUUCACUUACUUUCCCCGUCUCAAGGCCAACCUGCAACAAAUAAAUCAGCCUCUAGCUCACAGGUGAACACGCCGCUCAGGAGACUGUCAGUGCAAUGAGUCAGUGUGUUUAUACUGUUAAACUAUUAAGAUAAUUUUAAUCCUUGAACUGUCAAAGCUUCUAUAAUUAGCCUCCAGCAACUUCAGAUUUGGAGCUAUUAAAAUGAAUUGGAGAUUUAUUUCUGUGCAAUUGCUCAUCCUGGCUGUUGGCAAUUUGACUGGUUUGGGUGUGCCUGUGCUAGCAGGACUCUGAGCAUGAACCACAGGCUUGUGUCCUUGCACAGCUUCUCCAGCCUCCCCACGGCAAUUACAGACAGCAGCGUUCUUGGGAUCGGAGCAGAAUUCCCUGCUGAAUUGAAAGGAGAAGUGUUCGUCACCCACAAGUUCCUGAGGAAGGAUGGUCCCACAAAACACGCAGUUACAGCGAACAUCCCAGAAGCAGCACCGACACAGACAAUAGCAGCACGAAGCGCCGGGGAUUUCAUGUGCUUGCAUGUCAUCUGAAUUCAGAGAGAGAUCUUAAUUACCUAGAAAUACUUUUUUUUUUUUUUUCCCAAGUCUUUUUGCUUCCUUGGUAGGAAAUUUCUCUCUGACAGAGUAAAUACUACAAUAUGUGCAAGUA